AUGGCUCCUCGAGGAACCCUUGAAGUUACACUUGUUGGUGCUAAGGAUCUUAAAAACAUGGAUUCAAUGGGUAUGAUGGAUCCUUAUGUCGUAUUCACCUACAAAGAUCAGGAGAAAAAGAGCAAGGUGGCAAACGGUCAAGGAUCUGAACCAGAUUGGAAUGAAACUUUUCUAUUUACAAUUGCUGGUGCUGAAGAUGAACUCAGAUUGAAGUUAUAUGACGAAGACUCUGGUAGCACUGAUGAUGAUGUGGGUGAAUUAACAAUUCCACUGGAUGCAAUAGUUACCGACAGCGGGUGCGAAGGAAGAAUGCCACCAACGCCAUACGAGGUAAUGAGGAACGACAAAGUCAGAGGAGAAAUUACCAUUGGCCUCUUUUUCAAUCCUGAGCCUGGCAGUGGAGAUCGCGACUAUGGCAGUGGAGAUCGCAGUGGAGAUCGCGACUGUGAUGAAGAAGAAGAAGAAGAAGACGAGUGA
This is a messenger RNA of Prunus armeniaca (apricot), 477 nucleotides long. The record is from the annotation of a GenBank genome assembly. NCBI's taxonomy places the organism in Eukaryota, Viridiplantae, Streptophyta, Magnoliopsida, Rosales, Rosaceae.